CCCACGCGCUAGCCUCGUUGACAUAGGUGGUGCUGAUGAGGUGUUGCGUUGUAUAUUUCAUAGCAUCACUGCUGCUAGCCUACUAUCACUUUCACUUCUUCAUAUCAAGUAAGCGGACUCGUUUUGAGUGUCGGUGAAAUAUAUACCCCUAGGUGGUCUGAGAGGACAUUUUUAACAUUUGCGUCAAGCUUUUAGCUUAAAAAGUCGUCACUGUUAUUAGCCAGUCAACGCCGUAACAGCGACAGGCUAAUGCCAUUAGGCUAACGUGCUAGCAGUGAGCGAACCCCGUGUUGUUUGAGAACGGAGAGCAUUUACGUGAAGAGGCUCGGGUCGUGUUGUCAUCCUCAGAUACGGGCAGCCAUGGCGGCUGACAUGUGAAAGUGGCAUUUCCAAGUAAUUGACGUUAACGCUAAUACCGUUUUUUAUAAACGACCUGCGUGUGCGGAGUGUGGAGAAAUGAACGCACCGCUCGGAAGGAACGGGUUAAUCGGGCUUGCUGUCGGAGCUACGGCCGGUUUGGGCUUGAUUGCCUUCAUAAUUUACAGAGAGAUCAGCCGGAGAAAGAGCCAGAGAGUGGCGCUGGAGGCCCGGCCAGCUCCCCGGCUGUGUGACGGGGCGGACGGAGCAACGCUGCUGCGGGACACGCUGGAUGCACAGGAGGCAGAGGCCCAGCAGCAGGCUCUGGCAGCGGUGGAGGCGGUGGUUCAGGGCCUGUCCCCAGAGCAGCAGCUGGAGCUCAGGAACCAGCUGGACCAGGUGCUGAACUGCGUGUCCUCGCUGCGAUCAGAGGUGGCCGAGCUGAGGGGCGGCCUGCAGGACAUCGCCCUGCAGAUCAUCCAGGAUGUCAAAAAGGGAGUGGAGGACAGUCAGCGGGUGCGUCGACGGCGCCACGUCGCCCACAGGGAGCGCACAGACUCCAAUAGCUCCAGCUCCAUCUACUUUACUGCCAGCCAGGGCAUGGCCAGCACGUAUGAAGAGACCAGCGAAGGAGGGUACUCAACGGCCUACGCUGAGUCAGACUACACGGAUCGGGACACGGAUCGGGACACGGACAAAGAGGAGGGCGAGCGGGAACCUGAACAGGAGUCUGAGGAAGAGGAGGACAGGAGCUGUGCCACUGUCCUCACCCUCCGCCAGGAAGACUCCCAGGAGGAGGAGGACAGGGGGCUAGAGGAGGAGGAUGAGGAGGAGGAGGAAGAUCAGGGGAGGCUGCAGCUGGUGACUGAAGUCCCCAGUGGGGAGCUGGCUCUCCUCCUGGCUCAGAGUGACAUCCUCCACACAGGAGAUGCCAGUUUAAAGGCAGAAGGCUUCCGCCUGCUGCUGGACAACAGAGCAGAGUAUGGAGACAGCAGGGAGUUUCUAUGGCGACUGGCUCGGGCUUACAGCGAUAUGUAUGAGUCCACUGAGGACAAGCAAGAGAAGAAAACCUACGCACAGCAAGGUCGGGAGGAAGCGGAGCUGGCCCUGAAGAAGAACGGCCUGAAUGCUGAGUGUCACAAAUGGUUUGCUGUGCUGACAGGACUGACCUCCCAGCAUGAGAGCAUGCAUAGCAAACUGAAGAGCAGCCACAUAUUAAAGGAGCAUUUGGACUGUGCACUGGCCCUCAGAGACGAUGACCCCAUGUGUUACUACUUGCUCGGCAGGUGGUGCUACGAGGUAGCCACUCUGGACUGGCUGGAAAGGAAGGCGGCUGCUGCCCUCUACCAGAACCCCCCCACCUCCACACUGCAUGACGCCCUCGAGAACUUCCUCAAGGCAGAGGAGCUCAGUCCUGGCUUUUCCAAGACAGUGAGGCUUUACAUCGCAAAGUGUCACAAGGACCUGGGAAACAUCUCUGAGGCCACGAACUGGACUGAGCUGGCUCUGAAGAUGCCCUCAAACACUAACGAUGAUGAAGAAACCUCUAAACUGCUGGCUCAGCUUCAAGUCUUAACUGACAGAAAAAUCUGAACACUUGUUUUUCCUACUGAGAUCCAGCAGAUGGAGCCACUCCACACCGAUUUGCUAGUCACGCCGCCAAUCCGUGCUCAUUCGAUCAGAUGUGCCCAACAAACUGCACGCUCAUCUCCUUUCCCUUUAUUGGUGGAUAUCUUUGUCAUAUUGUGACUGUGAAAUGAUCUGGAGUUCAUUGAUGUUUAUUUAUUUCCUGCAAACUUUAAUAUGGCUAAAUUGAGUCAGUAUCAUUGAGUCAUAUUUAUUGAAUUAUAUAUGGUAUCUUUAAUGUUUUUUAACUAUUGGUUUGUCUUUUAUCUGAUUUAAACACAACUAGGUUUUGCUUUUAAGUACAAUCAUCUUAUUUAAGAGUUUCAGGAUCAGGAUUCACCCAAAUUACAAAACACACACUUCCCUCUCGCUGUAUCUAGUCAAGAGACAGAUAUACAUGGCUAGAUACUGGAUAUGUUAUUUGGGUGGUUCAACCUUUCUUUUUAGUUUAGAUUUUGUAAGAGAUGACUGAGUCUGAGGUUCCAAUAUGGGGACCAAUAAGGAGUAACAGCUGCUUCCACGCAGUCAAUAUGCUGUUUGAGAAUGAUUUCAGUUUAGGGUGGUAGUGGAACAUGUCUGAAAAUCUACUAGCAAUGCAACUGACAGUGACCAAUUAUCCACUAACCAAGAAAUGGAAUCGGAGCUGGUAGUCCGGUGCGAUCAGGGAUGUUUUAAAAGCUUUAGGUAAAACAGGACUUUGGAAAUCACUUCAACAAAAACAGCUAUCUAAUCUCAGUUAUUAGUUCUAGUUUGUGUUGUAUACCCUUUACUCUGACUGUUCUGCUGGGUUGCUCUUGUUUUGUGGAGAUAAAUGACCAUGUAGAUGUAGUGGUAAGAUUGAAGUAUUUACACACACACACACACACACACACACACACACACGGAACCUCUGCAACCACUGACGUAAAGGACAGUGCAUGAAGCCUUGUGUUGGGUUGGGACUGCAGAGUAUCCCUGUGUUUUGGACCCCGAUUGUUCCGAUUGUGGACUUUGAGUGUGUUUUUACAUUCCUGCUAUUUUCUGGGAGUGAGAGUAAAGCUGCAGGAUGUCAGCAGGUUAUUUGUGAUCUAACGACACUUUCUAUUCCUUUAUUCUUAUUUUGCAGUCACUGCUGUUGUAAACUGACACAUGGAUAACUGAAUAAAAUUAUUUUUUUGUAUUUA
This is a messenger RNA of Dicentrarchus labrax (European seabass), 3146 nucleotides long. It is a transcript of the gene rmdn3, whose product is annotated as regulator of microtubule dynamics 3. The coding region runs from base 457 to 1950 and encodes 497 amino acids. Gene Ontology annotation, molecular function: microtubule binding. Gene Ontology annotation, cellular component: cytoplasm; spindle microtubule; mitotic spindle pole. Lineage: Eukaryota; Metazoa; Chordata; Actinopteri; Moronidae. The transcript has 12 exons. The record is from RefSeq and is a predicted model, not a curated record.